AUGCGCUGGCCCAGGCAAUACAAGACUCUCCCUCUCGUUGCUGCUUUCGCCCUCCUCCUCCUCUCCGUCCUAGGCUAUCUCACACAGUCUAUGCGCCUCUGCCUCCCCUUUUCCCUCUCAAAAUUAUCCACCACAGCCCACAACAACCUUUCCUGCCAAGCCAUUAAACCUUUCGCCAAUAUGAGCGAUACCAGAAUACAAACCGAGGAUGUCCAAGAAGGUCGCCUCGCUGGCUUUCUUAUCAGCCAAAGAGACCUUUUCUUGCAAGAUCUGCGCGAAGGCAAGGGUAAAGGCUGGACAGUCGUAAUGGGUAACGAAGCCGGAGACCUGGACUCUCUUGCAUCUUCGAUCGCCUUCUCCCAGCUUUCCUCCACCCUUCUCGCCUCUCGUGUUAUCCCUCUCAUCCUCACCCCUCCCAAAUUCAUGCCCCUCCGCCCCGAAAACCUCCUUGCUCUCCGUAACGCCUCUCUUCCACUGUAUUCUCUACUCCACACCAACCAACUCCCCAUCGCCACAUCCGAACUCGCCGGCCAAGGCGUCAAAUUCGCGUUGGUGGACCACAACCGGCUGUUGCCUCAAUUCGGAGACGGCCAAGUAGAGUCGGUGAUAGACCAUCAUGAAGACGAAGGGGUUCAUACCGACGCUUCCAUCAGAGAAAUCACAUUCCCCACCGGAAGCUGUACAUCUCUUGUGACCAAGCACUUUAGAGAGCAGUGGGAAGCGUCUCUAUCGCGCGGCUCGCCCAUCCCUUCCGAGCUUGCAACGCUCCUCCUGUCGGGUAUCCUCAUCGACACGGGUGGUCUCAAACCGGGCCGUAAAGCUACCCCUAUAGAUUACGAGGCCGCCGCGUUCCUCUAUCCCAUCUCCACUCUCCCUCAGAUCGGCAGCAACUUUUCAGUCUCGGCAGUCUCUGCCGAGGCCGUCCCUGCGCCGCUCUCAGGUCUCGCAGAGACAUUGUCAGAGACGAAAAACGACGUCUCCACCCUCUCUACCUACGAGCUUCUCAUGCGUGACUACAAAGAGUACACCUGGCCCACCCAAGCCGCGGCGUAUCCUAGCCUGAAAGUGGGUCUGUCGACAGUACCUCUGGGGUUGAAACCUUGGAUUGCGAAAGCGCCCGAGGGCUGGGAGAGUCUGAUGGAAGGGGUGCGAGUUUGGAUGCAGGAGCGAACACUUGAUUUGGAAGGGAUCCUCACGACCUAUUCGUCGGAGAAGAAGGGUAAACACAAGCGCCAACUUGCACUCAUUGCCCGCGCUGGCGGGGGUUUCCACACCAAUGAGCACGCCGAGCAGGUCUUUGCUUCCCUGGUCAAAGGACUGGAGGCGAGUGAAGAGUUGGUAUUGCAAGAGUGGAAUCAGGAGAAGGCUGUAAAGAGGGAGGUGGUGGGUGGGGAGGAAGUCUGGGUCAAGGUGUGGGUGCAGGGGAAUGCAAAGGCUACCAGGAAGCAAGUUGCGCCUCUCCUUGUGAGUCGUUGA
This is a messenger RNA of Cryptococcus wingfieldii CBS 7118, 1476 nucleotides long. RefSeq names its product exopolyphosphatase. Gene Ontology annotation, cellular component: cytoplasm. NCBI's taxonomy places the organism in Eukaryota, Fungi, Basidiomycota, Tremellomycetes, Tremellales, Cryptococcaceae. Gene Ontology annotation, molecular function: exopolyphosphatase activity. The record is from RefSeq and is a predicted model, not a curated record. The transcript is spliced from 2 exons. The coding region runs from base 1 to 1476 and encodes 491 amino acids.